GCCGCGCCUGCUGGCUGCGCCCGUCGGGUUGUCUGUGCCCUACGCGAUGGCUGCCUCGCGAUUCACGGGGCUGCCGCCCCGAGACGGGGCCGAAGCACUGCCGGGCGUGCCAUGGACAAGCCCUUGCCAUGCGGCAGACGUGGUGGAGGUCCAGCUGGAGAUCCGCCGCUUGAUGGCUGGGCAGACGGCCCAGACGGUGGCUCCUCCGCUGGAAGCUCCCGCGGACCCGCGCAGCGCUCGCGUCGAGGCGCCGCAGCUGUUCGCCGGCAAG
Prorocentrum cordatum is the source of this 271-nucleotide messenger RNA. The record is from the annotation of a GenBank genome assembly. NCBI's taxonomy places the organism in Eukaryota, Dinophyceae, Prorocentrales, Prorocentraceae.